AUGAGUGGCUUUACAAGACGCAAUGACAAUCAUGAUAGCUACAGUUUCAAUCACCAAAUGGCUCUACCACUUCCAUACAGCCAUAUCGACAAUAAUGACUUCAAUGUAAAUGAAUCAGGGGCUUUCACAUUUAGCCAACCAUCAUUUCAUCCAUUCACACCGCAAUUUGCAUCUCCAUUUAGUCAUGCUGGCUUAUCUUCGACCACACAUCAUCUUCCUUCGAGUAACCAUUCACCAGCGCAUUCAAUUUCCUCGACGCCUGACCAUGUGCCCCUGCGGCAGCAUCCUACACAGUAUCUAUCUCAUUCGCGCUACAUCCAGUCACCUGGUUAUUUCAGUUUUCGCGAAGCACUUGGCGAUGCAGAAAUCGAGGCCCAAGACUCCAGCAAUGAGCACACCAUGCUUUCAGAGCCAGUUCUCCCACCGUUGGAAGGCUUUCCCAACGUAAGGGAGUUCGACCAAUUGAUGAAGAGCUAUGUCGAUGAUCUGUCCGUCAAAAAGCAAGAUAAGGCUUUGAUCCAUGCCAAAAGGGCGCGAAACAUCAAGACAGUGCUGUUGGACCCCAAAGAUACAGCUAUAGAAUCAGCUCAGUUUCGGUUCUGGGUUAAGAAGAUGUUCAAGCUCCAAGCCGUUGGUCCUGGGGUAUCAGAUUAUACGAGGCUGAUUUGCCAUGAAGGGAAACCAGUGGCAAUUCGAGAGAAGCUAUUCAAAAUACUAACCAGGGCACAUCAACAAUGUCAACAUGGUGGGAGGGACAAGACCUCAGCUCAAGUUCGACAGAUCUAUUCGUGGGUCCCGAAAGAGCUUAUCUCACGCUUUGUCAAAAUAUGCCCAACUUGCCAAGUGCGUCGAGGAGGCUCACGGUUGACGCCACCUAGUUCACGAAGGAGCUCUCCUCGUUUGGAGGCAGUGCCGCGCUCCCCAACACUUCCUUCACCACCGAUAUCGAGGCGCGACUCCAGCUUGAACGGGCAGUUGUCGUUGGAUAGAUCCCAGGCCGAAUUUUUCAGUCAAUUCAAUAGUCAUGGUAAUCAUGGUCCAUGGAUAGACAGUCAGCGGAGCAUACAUGAACGACAACCGAUCUCUUCAGUUAACAUACGCUCAUAUGGAGGCGGAGCAUUGAGCCAUCUUCCAGGGUCUGUUUCCGGGGCUCUAGAGCCCUUUCAGAGUGAUAUGUCAGUUUCAUCACCUCAAGUCGGCUAUGGCGCAGGCUACGCUUCCUCACAUGGACCGUCUGGUCAGCGAAGCUAUUGAAGUUCGCUGGACCUUUAUGAACAGGAUACAAUCUGUCCUGGCUCUCCACAUUGCUCAGGAAGCACAAAACUAGGCUAUUGGCACGUUGU
Aspergillus homomorphus CBS 101889 is the source of this 1343-nucleotide messenger RNA. RefSeq names its product integrase zinc binding domain-containing protein. Lineage: Eukaryota; Fungi; Ascomycota; Eurotiomycetes; Eurotiales; Aspergillaceae. The record is from RefSeq and is a predicted model, not a curated record. The transcript is spliced from 5 exons. Bases 1 to 1254 code for a protein of 417 amino acids.